CCACUUCAACUAAAAUUUUAAGUUGUUAGUGAGUAUAUAGUGACGUAAAAUCGUGAUCUUGACAGAGAGGUAGUCUAAAAAAGAUCCACAAUCACCCUAUUCUAAACAAUAGAGCCCAUCAUAUGCACUUUGAACCAUCUCCACACUAGUUUUUCACUAGUCAUUUUCCUCUUUAAAUUCUCUUGCAUAUCAUGCUCUUCUUCCUACUCUCCUCUCUUCUAUUCACUUUAUUCACAUAGAAGAAAGAGAAUUCAUAAAAGAAAGAAGAAUCGUCUUCUUCUUCUUUCGAACUUAACUCGAUUUGUUUUUCUUCUUUUUGCCGAUAAGAGAUGUUCAUCUCACUAUCUCAUAGCACGUUUAAGCUAAAAGCCACAAUCCUAAGACUCGUACUACUUUUCUUGCUCGGCUUCACAAUCAAUAAAGACAACCUUUGUUCUAACCACCCCUUUGCCAACCCUACAGUUCCACCAAUAACCGUACAUUCAUCAUCGAUGGCAAAGAUGAUAUUCGACGGACACCUCAGCCUCCACAACAACGAACACGCAGCAAAAGACUUUGGCAAUAGAUACAAUCUAAUGCCAUCAGCAGUAUUACACCCAAAAUCAGUUUCCGAUAUUUCUUACAUCAUAAGACAUGUUUUCGACUUAGGUCUAAAUUCUGAGCUCACUCUUGCUGCUAGAGGCCACGGCCACUCUUUAGAAGGCCAAUCACAAGCAUAUCAAGGUGUAGUCAUCAAUAUGGAAUCAUUUAAAUUACCAAGAAUGAGAUUUCACUUUCAAACAGGAACAAAACAACCUUAUAUCGAAGUAUCGGCUGGAGAACUUUGGAUUAACAUUCUGCAUGAGAGUCUUAAACAUGGGUUAGCUCCGAAAUCAUGGACAGAUUAUCUUCAUCUCACAGUUGGAGGCACUUUAUCCAAUGCUGGAAUAAGCGGACAGGCGUUUAGGCAUGGCCCCCAGAUUGACAAUGUCUACCAGUUACAAGUUGUCACAGGCAGAGGAGAAGUGAUGACUUGUUCGGAAAAGCAGAACGAAGAUCUUUUCCACGGUGUACUCGGUGGAUUAGGACAAUUUGGUAUUAUCACCAAGGCUAGAAUUGCACUAGAGCCUGCACCAAGAAUGGUUAAAUGGGUCAGAGCACUGUACUCGGACUUUUCUACAUUCACCGAUGACCAAGAGCAUCUCAUAUCUUCUGAAAACUCUUUCGAUUAUAUAGAAGGGUUCGUCAUUAUAAACAGAACCGGACUAUUGAAUAACUGGAGGUCGUCAUUCAAUCCCAAAGACCCGAUUCUGGCCAAUCGGUUCAUUUCCGAAGGUAGGGUUCUCUAUUGCCUAGAAGUUGCAAAAUAUUUCAGCCCACAAGAAUAUGAUCACAUUGAUCAGGAUGUAGAUAAACUGUUAUCGAAACUGAAUUACCUUCGAUCAACUCUCUUCUUGUCGGAAGUCUCGUACAUCGAUUUCUUGGAUAGAGUCCAUGUUUCUGAAAUGAAACUGAGAGAAAAAGGUCUUUGGGAGGUGCCACAUCCAUGGCUGAAUCUUCUUGUUCCAAGAAGCAGUAUUCAUGAGUUUGCCCAACAAGUUUUUGGCAACAUUGUUAAGGAUACAAGCAAUGGUCCUGUCCUAAUAUACCCUGUCAACAAAUCAAGGUGGAAGAAUCGAACAUCUUUGGUGACACCUGAAGAGGAUGUCUUCUACUUAGUUGCUUUUCUGUCAUCGGCAAUACCAUCUUCCACCGGAAAAGAUGGGUUAGAGCACAUUUUGACACGAAAUGACAGAAUUCUUGAAUUUUGUGGGAGGCCCCAUUUGGGGAUCAAGCAGUAUUUGCCUCACUAUAGUACUAUUGCAGAGUGGAAAGCUCAUUUUGGGAAUCAGUGGGAAGUCUUCUACAGAAGGAAAUUGAUUUAUGACCCUCUGGCAAUCUUGGCUCCCGGACAAAGAAUAUUCCAGCGAGCACACGCCUUUGGACGACAGUGACCUCUAUUCAAUGAAGCAUAUUAAAUGUACAUAAUUGUACGAUUUUUCUGCUUCUUGUCUCAGAUCUGGAGCAACAUAUGAUAUGCACUCCGAUAGUCUUAGACUUCAAAAUUUCACUCUCAUAAAACAACCAAUGCUCAUUCACCUAUAAAAAUGUAUGAUCGGCGCCAUAAUUUAGCGUAGGUGGCAAUAUAAUCGAAGGGAUUAUUUUUAUUAUUA
Erythranthe guttata (spotted monkey flower) is the source of this 2192-nucleotide messenger RNA. Its product is annotated as cytokinin dehydrogenase 1. The record is from RefSeq and is a predicted model, not a curated record. Gene Ontology annotation, molecular function: FAD binding; cytokinin dehydrogenase activity. Gene Ontology annotation, biological process: cytokinin metabolic process. NCBI's taxonomy places the organism in Eukaryota, Viridiplantae, Streptophyta, Magnoliopsida, Lamiales, Phrymaceae.